Notodromas monacha is the source of this 804-nucleotide messenger RNA. NCBI's taxonomy places the organism in Eukaryota, Metazoa, Arthropoda, Ostracoda, Podocopida, Cyprididae. The record is from the annotation of a GenBank genome assembly.
AUGGGAACAAAUAUUGUUGUGAGAGUGGCAGAAAAUCUGGGAACACACCCACUGUUCUUGAAGGUGUAUUCUGUUGCCACUUUAUCUGGUCUGCUUCUGCUGGCAAUCACCUUGGGAUGGAUCUAUGGGUUCCAGGGUGGGAUGGACUGGAACUCAAGCAAAGAACCACAGUUCAACAUUCACAUCUUCUUGAUGACAUUGGGAUUCUUGGUACUUCAAUGCCAUGGGGCUGUUGUGUACAGAUUUGCAGCUAGUUUCCCCAAGUGGAAUCUUAAGCUGGUUCAUGCUGGGAUCAUGCUUUUCUCAAUUCUGCUCUGCUCCAUUGGAAUCUAUGUCUCAUUUGACAAUCACAAGAAAAAUAACUAUCCUGACUUGGCAUCAGUUCAUUCCUGGAUUGGGCUCUUGACAUUUACAAUCUACAUCUUUCAGUGGUUGCUUGGAUUUGCAGCAUUUCUGCUUCCAUGGACACCAGGGAAAUUUUACUCACCGACGUCUACAAAAUCUCAUCAUCAUCACUCCACGAAAGACGACAACACUAUCGACGCAUUCGUGCCCCCGAAGCCGAAAGAAUUCGUCAAUGCGAUCCGUCUCUUCCUCCCCGCGUCAUCUUCAAACACACUAUCCCAUUUCUGCGCUUCAUUCGGCACCAAGUUCAGCUCACCGUCACACGGCGAUGUCAGGUUGAUGGUCGGCGGCAAAACACCGGUUUGGCACGCCAAUAAAGCAGCUAUGGCCUCUACCAUCCCGGCUGCACCCAGCAAAUGUCCAAUCGCACCCUUAAUGGACGAUACGGCCAGGGAUUGA